Molecule: messenger RNA, 1623 nt
Organism: Hevea brasiliensis (rubber tree)
Lineage: Eukaryota; Viridiplantae; Streptophyta; Magnoliopsida; Malpighiales; Euphorbiaceae
Product: putative UPF0481 protein At3g02645
Exons: 1
Coding region: 1-1623 (540 amino acids)
Source: RefSeq, a predicted model, not a curated record
AUGUCAUCUAUUUCGAAUUCACGUUUUCAAGAGAUUCAAUGGGUACUCACCAUCCGUCAAACUCUGGAAGAAGAGAUUGAAGAUGGUGAUGAACACCCUGUGUGUAUUUUCAAUGUCCCCAAACUCUUAAUGCAUAACAACCCCAGUUCUUACACCCCACAGCAACUUGCCCUUGGUCCUUACCAUUACUGGCGUCCUGAACUCUUUGAGAUGGAAAGGUAUAAAAUAUCUGCAGCAAAAAGGGUUCGGGAACAUCUUCAGAAGCUAGAGUUUCAUAAUCUUGUUGAGCAGUUGAUAAACCUGGAACAAAAGAUUCGAACAUGUUACCACAGGUACUUGAAUUUGAAUGGCGAAACACUAGCUUGGAUGAUGGCCCUAGACGCUUGUUUCUUGAUUGAAUUCCUCCAAAUCUAUGUCCACAAAGAAGAAGGUGGAAUGUUAUCCAGAGUUCCUUCAAGAAUGUCUCGUUUGCUUGAUUAUGGAAAGAGGAAAUCUGGUCAUAAUUCAAUUCUCAGAGAUAUAAUUAUGCUCGAGAAUCAAAUCCCAUUGUUUAUAUUAAGGAAGGUUCUCGAAUUUCAAUUCUCAUCGACAGAAUUGGCUGAUUCUAUGCUGGUUUCUAUGUUGAUGGGAUUGUAUAAAGAGGUCUAUCCUUUCAAGACAGAUGAAGAGUUUCCAUUGGCGCCGAAGGUUUCUGAGUAUGCCCAUUUGCUAGAUUUCUUGUACCACAUUAUCGUGCCCAAAAUGGAAGAAUCUCUUGAGAUAAUUGAAGAAGUAGAAGAUCAUUCUCUGGCCAAGGAAGACACAGAAGAGUAUUCAGUUGACCCAAGUAUCAUAAAACAGCUCCUGAAUGAGAUUUGGAAACUGCUUUUAAAACUACACGGAGGGCCAGUGCGUUUUAUCCAAAAAAUUCUCCUGUCAAAACCUCUUAUCGUCUUACUUAAACUGCCUUGGAGAAUCCUGUCUAACCUCACUGGGUUUGCAUUCCUAAGAAAGCCAAUUGAAGUUACACAAGAAAAUGUCCUCUGUAGCAUUAACAGGCCACCAUUAGUAGAAGAGAUCAUGAUUCCUUCUGUCACUCAGCUCUCUAAAUCUGGUGUCCGAUUCCGACCCACCAAAGGCAACCUCUCUACCAUUACUUUCAACACAGAAACAUCAACUCUUUACAUCCCCACAAUUAUCUUGGACAUAAAUACAGAGGUUAUCUUGAGAAACUUGGUAGCAUAUGAAGCAUCAAUAGUCUCAGAUGGAGUGGUUUUUACACGGUACACUGAAUUUAUGAACGGAAUAAUUAAUACCAAGGAGGACGUGCAAUUGCUCAGAGAAAGAGGCAUUAUCUUGAACCAUUUGAAGAACGAUGAAGAAGUUGCCAAUAUGUGGAAUGGAAUGAACACAUCUAUUAGGUUGACAAAAGUUCCAUUCAUAGAUAAGGUAAUUGAUGAUGUUAACAAGUAUCACAACAGCAGAUGGAAGGUGAAGGCUGGAAAAUUCAUGAAGAAGUAUGUGUUUGGUUCCUGGGAAAUUAUCACAUUUUUAGCUGCCAUUUUCCUCUUGCUCUUGUUGACACUGCAAGCUUUCUGCUCCGUUUAUAAUUGUUCUCGCAUAUUUCAUAUUAAGAGUCUUUGA